Molecule: messenger RNA, 1482 nt
Organism: Actinia tenebrosa (Australian red waratah sea anemone)
Lineage: Eukaryota; Metazoa; Cnidaria; Anthozoa; Actiniaria; Actiniidae
Product: taurochenodeoxycholic 6 alpha-hydroxylase
Molecular function (GO): iron ion binding; oxidoreductase activity, acting on paired donors, with incorporation or reduction of molecular oxygen; monooxygenase activity
Source: RefSeq, a predicted model, not a curated record
AAUUAUUAUGCAAUAACAAACGAGUAUUGCUUGAGAGGACAAUUAUAAAGCACCUUUCAAACGUGCAAAAAUAUCAUAGUUGUUAUUUGAAAAGUACCAACUUCGUUCGCUGCGGUUCUUCGUCUUGAACAGCCAACAUAAGCUCGACUUCAUGGCCCUGGAGACUUUAUUUUAUUCGUCAUACACUCGACUCAUAUCAGCAACUUGGUCGUCGUACUUCUUUGCUGCCUUCACUGCCUUCGUCGCAUGGCUGGUGUACAAGAUAGUCGAAGAAAAGCUUUCUCCUCUGGCAAGGAUCCCGACACCCGAAGGACGUUUGCCUCUGAUCGGUCAUUUGUUCGUAGUCCUUAAGAAAGGAGGUCUACAACAUGCACUCUCAGAUUGGAGAGACAAGUAUGGACCGAUGAUUGCAUUUAACCCUGGUUUUGGUAUUGGAAUUGGUGAUUGCAGAAUUGCAGUUUAUGAUCCAAACCUCAUCAAGCAAGUCAUGAUAACAGAGUCCUAUAAGUACGAUAGACCUGAAUUUGUUAAGAAGAUGAUCCCUAAUGUAGGGAAUGGCCUGUUUGGGUCAAGUGGAAAAUUACAUGCAAAGCAAAGGAAACUUAUCAAUCCUGCUUUUAGUUACACCACCUUGAAGUGCUUUGUCCCAACUUUUGUUGAAAACUCAGCUAAAUUGGUUAAGCUUUGGUCAAAGAAAAUUCAAACUUCCCCAGUUCUUGAAGUUUCUGAAGAUAUUUGUCAUCUUACAUUGGAUAUCAUCGGAAAGACCUCAUUUAGUUAUGAUUUUAAUUCGACUCUCGGAACAGAAAACGAGGUGACCACUGCAUUCAACUCGUUAAUGAGCCGUGGCGAGUUUGGCUACCUUGUUCGAAAGAAUGUCAUCCCAUUCUAUGAGUAUUUCCCCCUUCCUGAUAAUCUGGCAAUCAAGAGAUCCUCCCAAAUUGUAGAUGGCACUGUUUUCAAAGUCAUCCAAGAACGACGCAUGCUCAGAAGGCAAGGAGAGGCAGCUGACCACAAGGACCUUCUCAAUUUGCUUUUAGACAUGUAUGACGAAGAAACCGGCAAAGGCUUUGAUGAUGAAGAACUACGUGCUCAGGUUUUUACGUUCAUGCUUGCUGGCCAUGAAACAACCAGCACCUCGUUGUCAUGGACUUUGUAUGAAUUGGCCAAACGUCCAGAAAUACAGGAAAAAAUAAGGAGAGAAAUCAAGGAAGUGUUACCCGAUGGCGAGGAGUUGACAUGGAAUACACUGGAAAAGAUGCAGUACCUGAACAGUGUUGCUAAAGAAUCCUUACGUUUACGAUCACCAGCAUCGCUGAUUGGUCGCGAAGCCAACACUACUAUUCAACUUGGUGGAUAUACCGUGCCUAAAGGAACAGUGUUGAUGGUACCGGUAGAAGCUAUGCAUAUGUCACCAAAAAACUGGGACAAUCCUACUGAAUUCAACCCUGACAGGUUUAUGAGAAAUGGUUAGUAAUGCAA